Molecule: messenger RNA, 1710 nt
Organism: Populus nigra (black poplar)
Lineage: Eukaryota; Viridiplantae; Streptophyta; Magnoliopsida; Malpighiales; Salicaceae
Product: UDP-glucuronate 4-epimerase 1
Exons: 1
Coding region: 196-1491 (431 amino acids)
Source: RefSeq, a predicted model, not a curated record
UAUCCCUUCUCCUCCUCCUUCCAUUAGCAGGUGCAGUCUUCCCAUUAUUCUCUGCAUCUGUACAACCUUUUUUUUUAAGUUCUUGUUCAAUUCAUUUUCUCCAAUCCAGACCAUAGCCCAAUUUUCUUUUUGAAUCAAGACAACCAAUACCUAUUUCAAGAAUCACAUAUAGAAGCCCAGGGGGAUCGUCACGAAAUGCCAUCGUUAGAGGAAGAGCUAUUCCCUUCAACACCUGGUAAGUUCAAGAUCGACCGUGCCCACAACAUGAAUCGCCAGUUCAACCGUUGCUUCGCUUCAACAAGCACCAUGUUCUUAUGGGCACUUUUCUUGAUUGCUUUAACGGCGUCCUAUUUGAGUUUCCAGUCUUUUGUCGAUUCCGGUAGCCGAUAUUUCACUGCUUCUUGGGGCGGCAUUCAAUGGGAGAAACAAAUCCGAAAUUCUGCCCAGAUCCACCGUUCUAAGGGCAUGUCCGUUCUUGUUACCGGAGCGGCAGGUUUCGUGGGAAGCCACGUUUCUUUAGCCCUCAAGAAACGCGGAGAUGGCGUCGUUGGGAUUGACAAUUUUAACAACUACUACGACCCAUCAUUGAAGAAAGCCCGAAAAUCUCUCCUCAACAACCAAGGGAUUUUUAUUGUUGAAGGAGAUAUAAACGACGCCCGUUUAAUAGCUAAGCUCUUUGAUAUUGUGGCUUUCACUCACGUCAUGCAUUUGGCGGCUCAAGCCGGAGUCAGAUACGCCAUGGAGAAUCCACACUCUUAUGUCCAUUCGAAUAUAGCAGGCUUGGUUACUCUUCUUGAGGCUUGUAAACUGGCUAAUCCUCAGCCGUCUGUCGUUUGGGCUUCUUCAAGUUCUGUGUACGGUUUAAACGAGAAGGUCCCUUUCUCUGAAUCUGAUCGGACGGACCAGCCCGCCAGUCUUUACGCAGCAACGAAGAAGGCAGGUGAGGAAAUUACCCAUACAUACAAUCACAUUUACGGUCUUUCAGUUACUGGGUUAAGGUUUUUCACUGUCUACGGUCCGUUUGGAAGACCCGAUAUGGCUUACUUUUCCUUCACGAGAAACAUUUUACAAGGGAAACCGAUUACAAUCUACCGUGGCAAGAAUCGGGUUGACUUGGCCCGGGAUUUCACUUAUAUCGAUGAUAUUGUGAAGGGUUGUGUAGGGUCAUUGGACACUUCAGGUAAAAGCACAGGUUCCGGUGGGAAGAAACGGGGACCCGCUCCUUAUCGGAUCUUUAAUUUGGGUAACACGUCACCAGUCACGGUGCCGACACUUGUGAACAUACUGGAGAGGCAUUUGAAGGUAAAAGCGAAGAGGAACAUCGUAGAUAUGCCUGGGAACGGUGACGUACCAUUCACUCAUGCAAAUAUUAGUUUGGCCCAGAGAGAACUUGGGUAUAAACCGACUACUGAUUUGGAAACCGGGUUGAAGAAAUUUGUCAAGUGGUAUCUCACUUAUUACGGCUAUAAUCGUGGGAAAGCUGUACAUUAGUUUCUUUUUUUUUUCUUAUGAUUUCUGUUUUCCCAUUGAAAAAGGGCAAGAAAGACAAAUGGGAAAAUAGAAAAUCUGAUAAGGUCGACAAAGUGGGGAAAAAGACAAAUUAUUCUUUUCUUGGAGGGGUAAGCCCCAGUAAUUUUGUUGUUUCUCUUUAUUUGUUUUUGUAUGUAAAGUAUUCAUUAGAAACAUCUCAUAGUUUUUUUCCCCCCUCUC